ACACAGCUGCCAACAGACACCUACAGCCAAGGAGCCAGGGGGUUAAUGCACCCAAUCACUAAAGUUUAUUCACUGGCCCUCACUGGCAGCUACUGACCCCCACAGACCCACUGCUGAGACUUUAGGGGACACACUGAUACCCACAGAGGCUUCCCCACUCCUGAGUGCCAGGGAUGGAUGGGAAUAGCAACUGCCAUGAUAACGGAUGUAUAACCAGUCUAGAGACUGAACUCAUCCAGAGACUCGUUGCCCAAAGCCACGAAGCCAAGCAGCGAGCCCACUGCCCCUACAGCAAGUUCCGAGUGGGGGCCGCACUCCUGACCGCGGAUGGGAAAGUCAUUCUGGGCUGCAAUGUGGAGAAUGCUUGUUACGCGCUGGGGAUUUGCGCCGAGCGCACCGCUAUCCAGAAGGCCGUGUCUGAGGGCUACAAGGAGUUCCGAGCCAUAGCCGUGGCCAGUGACGUGGAGACGGAGUUUAUAACUCCCUGCGGGGCCUGCAGGCAAGUAAUGAGAGAGUUUGGGGCAGAAUGGGAUAUUUACCUGACCAAGCCCAGCGGCACCUACACCCGCACCACCCUGCGCCAACUGCUGCCCAUGUCCUUCGGGCCGGAGGAUCUGCAGAAGGUCUGACAGAGAAGCACCAUUCCCGCCAUUUCUCUGCUGUUAUUUAUUAUCAAUAAACUGAUUAUCAAUAA
Messenger RNA from Xenopus tropicalis (tropical clawed frog), 694 nucleotides. RefSeq names its product cytidine deaminase (gene cda). The transcript has 4 exons. The coding region runs from base 174 to 629 and encodes 151 amino acids. Gene Ontology annotation, biological process: pyrimidine ribonucleotide metabolic process; pyrimidine ribonucleoside monophosphate metabolic process. The record is from RefSeq and is marked provisional. Lineage: Eukaryota; Metazoa; Chordata; Amphibia; Anura; Pipidae. Gene Ontology annotation, molecular function: identical protein binding; hydrolase activity; cytidine deaminase activity. Gene Ontology annotation, cellular component: cytoplasm.